Messenger RNA from Caretta caretta (loggerhead turtle), 9184 nucleotides. It is a transcript of the gene LRCH3, whose product is annotated as leucine rich repeats and calponin homology domain containing 3. Lineage: Eukaryota; Metazoa; Chordata; Testudines; Cheloniidae. Gene Ontology annotation, cellular component: cytoplasm. The record is from RefSeq and is a predicted model, not a curated record. Gene Ontology annotation, molecular function: protein binding.
AGCUCUUAAAUGUUUCAAGAAACAUACAGAAGGUUAACAUAAAGAAAUCUGCACUCUUGAGUCAGCCUACGUCCUGAGCUGUGACAAGCGCUUCUUGCUGCUGUAUGGUAUGAACUCUGAAUUUCAUUUGAUGAAUAUGUUAAUUAAAACUGACAUUUGAGCCUUCUAUUAGCAAGUACUAUCUACCUGAAAAGUGAUGUAGUCUGUGACACACUGCCAGUUGAAGAUCCAUCUGCACAUAAACCACUUUUCAUGUUGCUUUAGUAUCAUUCACUCACUAAUCAGAAGAUAAACUUUAAUCUAAACCAGCAUUACAGGAUCAGCAUGUUUGUCCCUGACAGAUUCCCAUUCAGUCUCAAAUGAGGUCACUUUUCAGUGAGAUGCCAGCAAGAGCUUAAAUUUGCAGUAAAACUGCCACUUCUAAUUCCUGCUGUAGACAAAACAUAGCCUUUAGAUAGGGUUGAUAAAAUUUCAACUGUAGUGAGUACUUGGCCAAGCCCCUGGAUUAUCUAAAUACCCUGCUUUACCAUUACCAGCUAAGGCCUGAAUGAUGAGCUUGCUCAGAUAUUAUCUGAGGAGACACAUGCAUUGGCUUUUAUUGCAAAGUAGCAUAUCUGUCCUUCCUGAAAGAUCAAGGUGAGCUCUUGGGCAGACACAUCAAAUUAUAGUGAUGAAAUGAGUCAUUUAUUUUUGACUUAUGACUGGGAUAGACCUUAAAGGAAAAAAGUGUUUUAAAGGGUUGCCACUUAUCCCUAGUUCACAAAGAAACACACCUUAUUCACAUUCAGAAUUCCCACCAAUAGAAGCAGGCUGGGAGGAUGUGGUGACAUCCUGGGAGGAUGUAGUUGAGUAACCUUAUCCAAUGCCUUUGCCUCACCUGAACUGCCUUCCCCCCUUAUUUUUUUGAAGCUUGUGGACCAAAUAUCAUUAGAUCAGUGGAAGAAGUUACUUGCAGAUACCUAUAGGUGCUAAACAAGUAUGUGUUGAAACUUAUCCUCUGGUGUUUUUUUUUUUUUUUUGAAGGGCUAGAAUGACUGUGAACAUUGGAUUUGAACAUUGAUAGAGCAAAGGUUUAGGAUUUGCAUCAAACUAACACCUGUUGCUUUUCUGUGUUAAAACCUGGGCAGAAAUCUUUGCCUGUGAAAAAAGGGAUAUGUAAUCAUUUCUCCAGUACAGAGUUGCAUUAAAUUUGUAAUUCCAAAAAUAACUGCAGCCAUAUAAGGACAGUGAGUUUUGUAGUGUUUGGGAGUUAACGUGCCAGAGGCAAAGAAUCUUGUAGCAAAAUCCCUGCUCCUGAUCCAUAGCCUGAGAGAGCAGCCUAGUGCAAAACCUAGGGUCUCUGAGAUUGCAUGUUCAUAUCUAAGAACUAUAGAAGACCUGCAGAUGCAUAUUGGCAUAAAAACACUAGGACAUAAUCUCAACUAUUGUAAACCAGCAGAGCUCUGCUCGUUCCAGUGGAGCUGUACCUGUUUAUACUUGAGAAUCUAGCCCAUGACUCAGAAAUACUUUCUGUGGCCUAAAUCUAUACGAAACCUCAUUGUUAAAUCAGUGUACUCUCAGCACAUCUCUAUGCUAUGGACAUUACAGCUGCAGCUAUGCUAGUAUAGCACCCUCGUGAAAAGGCUUUCUAGAUUGGCGGAACAACCCUUUCCAUUUAUGUAGGUAACCCCUUCGGCAAAGGGCAGCGGCUGCCUUACUGGAGUAAUUCUUUUCGUGUCUCAGCAAUAUAGCUAGGUUAAUCUAAAUGUGAAGUGUACACCAGCCCUGAAUCAAAAUGGGUGAGUAUGUCUGAGUGUUUUUAUGACUAGAGAACUGCACCGACAGCACCGCUCCUGGCUUAAGGCAUAAGCACUAUCGGUUUUAUGUCUAGGACCCCAACACUGGGGGUCAGGAGUGCCUGUUGGCACCUCAGUUUGUUUGAAAGAAAAGCUUUAAACGUCUCUGCUUUGGUUACUUUUGCUUAGCUAUGCUGUAUGCAGCCACCGUGGCCGCAUAGCUGGGAGAGGGGUGAAGUGUCCUCUUUUGUGUCUCACUGAAUGGUUAACUGCAGGGCCUAUCUGCUUAGGGCCCUCUGCAGCACCGGUCUCAGGGAGGCCUCCACCUUGAGGAGACAGAAGAGUGCAGUGGACCAGGCCUGCUCGGACAGCUGCACCCUGCCUGCUCGGCCCCCCAGGUUCCAUGCCUGAGGGGGCGGACAGAGGUUCCCUAGGGUGCCUCUCGGGGGAGGAAGGACGGGAUCCUCGGCCACUCGCGGGGGGGGGGGAGCAGAGCCCUAGGAGCCCAGCCGGGCCGAGAGAGCGCCUGACUGAGCUGCCGGCCAGCGCAGAGGCUUGAUGCAGCCGUGCAUGCCCUCUUCAUGCUGUCAGUCUCGGUGUAGUGGACUCCGCCCUCGUCCUCCGAGCAUGCGCGCUCGUUUCCACAGCUCAGGGCUCCGCGCCUGCGCACUGCCCAGCGGAGCCGGAGCUCUGUGGUGGCGGCGGCGGCUGGGGGAAAUGGCGGCCGUGGUGCUGGUGUCGGUGGAGAGCAGCUCGGGGGUGAUGCCGGGCGGGAGCCCGGCUGCGUGUGGGGCUCCCGCGGGUCCCUGUGGGCCGGGUUCGUGGAGCCGGGCCCUGGACCGGGCCCUGGAGGAGGCGGCGGUGAGCGGGGCGCUGAGCCUGAGCGGCAGGAAGCUGCGGGACUAUCCGCGGGGCAGCGCCGCCAACCACGACCUGAGCGACACCACGCAGGCCGAUUUGUCACGGAACAGACUCUCGGAGCUUCCUGCAGAAGCUUGUCAUUUUGUUUCCCUUGAGAGCCUUAACUUGUACCAGAACUGCAUUCGUUAUAUCCCAGAGGCCAUCCUGAACCUACAGUCUUUAACAUUUCUAAAUAUCAGUCGAAACCAGCUUUCAACAUUGCCAGUACACAUGUGUAGUCUACCAUUGAAAGUUUUGAUAGCAAGUAAUAAUAAGUUGGUCUCACUACCUGAAGAAAUUGGACAGCUCAGACACCUGACAGAGCUUGAUGUGAGCUGUAAUGAAAUACAGACAAUACCUCCACAGAUUGGCAGACUGGAGUCUUUGCGUGACCUGAACAUCAGGAGAAAUCAUUUGGUGCAUUUACCUGAAGAACUUGCAGAAUUGUCUUUGAUUCGAUUAGAUUUCUCCUGCAAUAAAAUCACAACAAUCCCUGUUUGUUAUCGGAACCUCAGGCAUCUUCAGACAAUCACACUAGACAACAACCCGCUACAGUCACCCCCUGCACAGAUAUGCAUAAAAGGAAAAAUCCACAUAUUUAAAUACCUGAACAUAGAAGCGUGCAAGAUCGCUCAAGACUUGCCUGAUUAUGAUAGGAGGCCCAUAGGAUUUGGCUCUUGCCAUGAGGAACUGUACUCCAGUCGUCCGUAUGGAGCACUAGAUUCUGGUUUCAAUAGUGUGGACAGCGGAGACAAAAGAUGGUCAGGGAACGAACCUACAGAUGAGUUCUCAGACCUCCCUCUGCGAGUGGCAGAGAUCACUAAAGAGCAGAGACUGCGAAGAGAGAGAGAGUACCAGGAAAACCGAGGGAGCACUGUUGUAACUAAUGGUGGAGUGGAACAUGAUCUGGAUCAGAUUGACUAUAUUGAUAGCUGUGCCACUGAAGAGGAAGAGGAAGAGGUGAGGCAACCCAAGUGCAUGGAGUCAGAGAGCCUCAGCUCACAGUUCAUGGCAUAUAUUGAACAACGGCGAAUCUCUCAUGAGGGCUCACCAGUAAAGCCAGUACCCAUCAGAGAUUUUCAGAGAACAGAAGAUACAAGACGAUACUUCCAUCAAAAUAGGGAUACUGAUGAAUUACGAAGACCAGAAACACUAAGCUUGAUGCAGGACAGAGAGCGACACCAAGGACAAAGGAGUUAUGUGGACAAGGCAGAGAGAGCCCCAGCUGAUUCAUCUUACCUUCUGUCUCUGUCCAGCAACCACAAUCAGAUCUCUCAUACAGAUGCUGAACUUCACCGAAGGCGAGAGCACGUAGUGGAGCGCACUCGGAGAGAAGCCCAGCUUGCAGCACUUCAGUAUGAGGAGGACAGGAUGAGGACGAAACAGAUCCAGAGGGAUGCUGUGCUUGACUUUGUCAAACAAAAGGCAUCCCAGAGUCCUCAGAAGCAAAGUCCUCUGGAUAGUGAGUGUCCUUUUCCAUCCAGAAGGUCUCAGCACACUGAUGAUAGUGCCUUGUUAGUGUCGCUGUCAGGGUUGAAUCAAGAGGGCUAUGCUACCACCCUGCCUAAUGCCUUCAGAUCUGUCAAGAGUGAUGACAGAUCUACUAUAUCACCAGGUUCACCUACUACUCAAACAGUCCAUCUUUCCUCUCUGUAUCCUGGCCCUGCUGCUCCUCCUUCCUAUAGAAACCCUUCCCAGCGACCUGAGAGUUUCCUUUUCCGAGCAGCUGUAAGGGAUGAAAUUAACAAAGUUGUUGCUUCAUCUCCCUCUUCUGCCUCAUGUCCUCCUAAUGAUUCUACAGACCCUAGAGCAAGGCAGAACUCCAAGCAACGUGAGGAAGAGUUGGAACUAACAGAGCAACUGCGGAAGAAUAUUGAGUCACGGUUAAAAGUGUCUUUGCCCAGUGAUCUUGGAGCAGCUCUUACUGAUGGAGUUGUUCUCUGCCACUUAGCCAAUCAUGUGUGGCCUCGAUCUGUUCCCAGCAUCCAUGUCCCCUCUCCUGCUGUACCUAAGCUAACAAUGGCAAAAUGCAGACGAAAUGUGGAGAAUUUCCUGGAAGCUUGCAGAAAGAUUGGUGUGCCUCAGGAGCGAUUAUGUUUGCCUCUGCAUAUUUUAGAAGAGAAAGGUUUGACACAGGUAGCAGUGACAGUCCACGCACUUCUGGAGCUUGCACCCCCAAAGCAGCAGCAUCACCACUUGUCUGCUGCGUAAAGAUCUCCAGGACCUUUUGGUUUCCCUUGGCUAAGCAGAAGAACAUGAAGACUUUACUGCUGGUGCAGUGUAUCCAAACACACAGAGCUCUGCUCUAAGAAGGAAAUUAGCUUCUGUGAUUCCUGACAGGAAUGUUUUGCUUCAUUUCUCCACUUUUUUUGGAGAUCACACCAGUUUCCAUUUAAUUUUUUACCAAUAUUUUUUCCCCUUUAUAAAGUGAGGUUUUUUCUUGGGGGAAAUUCCUUUCUCUGGUUGUUGAGAAGCAUCUGUUAAAACUGACUAUGUAGAUUCAGGGGAUUUAUAUAUACAGUCUGAAAAGCUGUAAGAUUCCUACUAGGAUGUAUUUCCAAAGGGGAUGUAUCCAUUGCGACACAGUGAUGGAGACUGCUUGUCCUCCCCAUGAGUCCCAGAGAGAGUUUUCCCUGCUUCUAAGAAACGCCAGCUCUUUCCAUUGCAUAUAAAGAUCACAGGUUAAGACUGUGUUUUGAAGCUGAUGAUACUCAGUUUCUCAAAGCAAGACUGAAAUGGAUUUUUUACUCUGGGUUGGCAUGUCCUCAAUAUUAAAAUAUAACUAUAUAGUGCUGUUGGUUUUUUCCCAGGGAUACCCAUACUGCUUGUUACCUCCCUAAGGAACAGACAUGGCAGUGAGAGAUACUAAGCCCUAACCCUGUUCAAAUAUUGUUAUUAAAUCAAAAUAUUUGCUGGCUUUAAGCUUCGGUUGGUUAUAAAUCUAUCUUUGUAUUGGAAUCUUUCCCACUUCAGUGGAAAACAUCUUACCACCCUUCAUGCCCUCUCCUACCCAUCAUGGGGACUCGGUUACUAAACAGUAAUGUUAAAUUGGUCUAUGGCUCGAAUUGCUGCAAAUAAUGAUUGAAGAUUUUCCUAUGAAGAAUCAUGUACCUAUUUUCAUUCCACUGCAAAUAAUCAUGAGCUAUGAAACCAUCCAUUAGAGAUCUGUUAUCCAAUUCUGUUUUCAAUUGAAAACAACACACAGCCACCCCCUUACACCAAUGAAGACUCCAGUUAUGUAGGAACAAAUUAUUGUAGGAAAGAAUGAGAUUAUUGAAUUCCCAGAGUGGUUCUGUGUGUUAGCUCUGCUUUCAAAGUGGCAGUCUUUUGCAAAAGGAAAUUUCUGUGGGUGGGUUUGACAGAAUGUGUUAAUAAAGUAUGUUUUCUUGUAGUUCAUUCAGUGGUAUAAACUGCCUUUUGUUCCUUCUGCCUACCUCCUUUUCCCCAAAAAGUGGACAUUCAAAAUAUGUGAACAGGAAACUGAAAAUAAGGUUUGCAUGUUACUUUAAAGGUGACUGACAAAGUCCAGACUUCUGUGCUGCCUUGGCCCCCCUGAUGAGGCUGGGUCACAUUCAGCUCUGCAGUAACUUUUAUAUAUAGUAAUGUUUUAAAAAUCCUUUUCUCCCACAGUGAAAUCCUCUUGAUAUUUCCUGGGGUAAUCCCAGAAGACACCUCUGCCAUUAUCAUGGAUUGCACAGGGUGUGAAUGAGACUUCUGGUAUUUGUGGUGUUCCAUUCUGGGGUAUUGUUAGUGAACCAGUAAUACCAAGAGGUUUUCAGAAGGGAUGAAGUGGGCAGAAGAAAUGGAAAAAAGGUUAGUUAAAAGUUUUCUUUGCUGUAAUAAGCCUGGUCAUGGGAACACUUAAGCACAGAAGUCUGGGCUUAGCUGAAUUUUCCCUUUGGAUUUGUCAUUCCAUUCUCACUCUGAUUUGUUUGCCUAAUAAUUAUUUCAUGGGUAGCUUGUGGUAACUGUUGUCCCAAUGAUUUCGCAUAAGGACGUAUUUUGUUUCAUAUUGGUGUUGACACCACUGAUCACACCAUAGGUCUAGAAAAACACAUGAAGGAUAUUUAAAACUAGAGUCGUACGGUUGAUAAGGGAAAAUAUUUUCAUAAUGUGUAAGUGGCUGUCUUGGUUUCUGGAAGAUCUGAGUAUGCCAGUAACGUGCAUCAUAAAAAGGAAGAGAGCAGCUCUCUACAGGUACACCUUCCCCCAGCAAACGGUGUAGACUGUGUUUCACAGUACCGUGUUCCAAGGGAAGGCUUGCAACGGACAGAACUGGUCCUUGAAGGAUUAUGUGGCAGUGAAAGGAGAAUUUUUUUUACUGCAGUCUCUGCCAUUUGUUGAAUGGGGGAUGUAGAUUUCUGGCAUCUCACCGCUGACAUUAUAGACUAGUGGUUCCCAAACUUUUUCCUGACCUCCCCCGCCCCCAUCUCCUGAAGCAGUGGUGCCAGUUCAGAUAUUUCUUGGGAGGAGGGCACAUUUUUUCAACCCUGGGUUGCCCCACAGCCAGCCCUACUCUCCCCCGCCGCCCACUCCCCAGGGUACCUGGGAGGGAGUUGUCAUUGCAGUGUGGAGCAGGCAGAGCACACGGACUGGGCACCCUGCCCCAUCACUGGUGGUAGCACAGACUCCCCGUCCCUCCUUGGUGCUGCAGCUCCCUGCCAGGCUGGGGGGCUCAUUUCAGCACCACCACUCCUUGGAUUCUUCUGCCAGCAGCAGAGACUAGCCUCUCUACAGCCAGCUCCAUGCACCCCAGGAUGGGACCAUGAGCAGCUUCCCUGCCUCCCCUCCCUGCUGGCUCGAGGCUUCCAGCAAUGCCAAGUGGAGAUGCUAUGGGUUCUUGCUGGAGGGCCCAGCAGGCAGAGCGGGACUGGAUGCCACGCAUGUCCCCUCCAGAGCCCCUGCCUCCCUCACGCUGCUCCUUACCCCUCUUCCCUGAUGGCUCAAAAUAUUGCAACCCCCUGUGGGUUUUGACCCCCAGUUUGGGAAACUCUGAUAUAGACAAUUCUGCCAUAGACCAUAAAUGUUUCCUUAUGGGUUGUCUACAAGUCAUUGUUAAAGGGGAGUAACAAAUUAAUCUGACUUCUCAGUACUAGAUACUUUUUAUUCUCUGUACCUGGGUAUUAGGUUUUGUUUAAUAGAUCGAAAGGAGGAUGCAAUAUUUAGAUUUAUUCACUGUAAGAAAUCUGUUAAACUUAAUGUGGAAUUGUGAGAAUCUGUUAUUUGCUCCAGCCCAGCUUCCCGGACUUACGGAAACUGACUGUAACAGCAUUCAUGUUGGUAGAAGUUGGACAUUUCAUAAAUGUUAAUUUUUGGAAAACUAACAAUUUGGAGUUUGAGUCUGACUUUCAGUAAAUGGCCACUUCUCAGUGUGUGUUGUAAAAUCAGCCACUGUUGCACACACGUGUGUGUAGCCGAAUUUUACAUCAGCAACUAUGCUUGUAUGCCUGGUCAGGUGUAUGCUCCUAUUUCCUUUACAGUUCUAAACAAACAUUUCACUCUAGCAAGUACACAUUUGUGUGGUCAUGUUAGUUUGACUCUUUAAUUUUGUGUUUUCAUGCUGGCAAACACUAAACGUUGACCAGACAUUGAGGAUGAAAAUCCAAAUCUGAAAUUUCAAGAUAUGGUUUAUUCUUGAUGGAUUAUACCAAAAAACACUUCUGGUUUCUGUUGUAAUGAAAUGGGAUGGGAUUUUUUUGGUAUAUUUAUGUGCACUUUUUGUUAUAGCCAGUUAAAAAAUAUUUUAAAGAAAACACAUUGGAUUUCAUUUGGUGUGCUAAAGCUAGUAUCAAUUGUAGUCUUUCCCUUUUGGGGCGUUGGUGGUGGGGAAAAAUCCAUUUCAGAGUUAAGCACUUGCUAGUAUGUUUGUUCCUUACACAAGCCUUGUUAAGCACUGAAGAAAACUGAGGAUCGAUAAUGUUACGAAAUAGAAAUUGAAAUGGCUCUGGCACUUAAUGGUCCUUGACGGUGUUGGAAUGAUCUGGUCAGGAAAUAGGGGAUUUUGAUUUCUCCUUCUUGGGAGCUAGUGACAGGGGAAACUGGUUAGGAAAGCCCCUUCCUUGCUGGGUUAUUAAUUUCUAGACAACAUUUUACAGCACUGAGAACUAUUCUGUUGCUCUUAGCAGUAACGUGGUAACUGGUGAUUUUUUUACCCUUUUAUGACUUUAAAUGGUUCUUUGACAUUUUUGUUUUAGAAGCAGAGGAAUUCUAAGGUGGAUUUAAACAUUUAAAAAAAUCUUUGUAUAGAUAUUCUGUUUUACAAUCUAAUUUUGUUUCUGAAAACCUUGUAAACGUGUAAUUAAUAGAGUAAAGGAUUUUUAAAGCUCCCACCUAUACUUGUAUGUCUGUAAAUACAUUCCAUAAUUUCUAAGACUGUUAAGUAUAAAUAUGCCAGAAUAUUGUGUACUUUAUUUUAAAUUGCCUGUAUGCUGUUAGUUGUGUGAACUUCUAACACACUGAUAAUAUAAAACCAAAUACUUGGGUAAUUUGAAAUAAAGUUUUAAAACCUA